AUGAUUUAUGGUCUGCGAUUGACAAAUCAAAGAAGUAAAAAUGAUUUCGAUGAAGACCAAUUGUCACCGGUUGACGAUGAAAUUCUAAAUAUAGAGGGUGGCGAAUAUUUCCUUCCAAGUGCUGAUAAAGAUAUUGAAAGAUUACAAAUGCAACACUUUCUUUUUAGAUAUAUCUGGGAUGGAAAUUUUUCGUCACCAAUUCAUGAUAAAUUUAUUGAUGGAGGUGUUAAAGUGUUGGAUAUUCAAUGCGGUUCCGGAAUCUUUAUUACUGAUUUAGCUACCCAAUAUCCAACAUCAACCUUUAUCGGUAUAGAUGAUGAUGAAGCUCGUUCUCGCAUUCAAAUAGAAUUGCCAAAUGCUGAAUUUCUUCAUCACAGUGAUAUGCUAGAAGGGUUACCAUUUCCCGAUGAUACCUUUGACUUUGUGAAUCAAAGAUUAUUUACGGCUGUAUCCAUUAAUAAAUGGGAAAAGUUUAUCUUACCAGAAAUUGUUCGUGUCUUGAAACCAGAUGCAUAUUUGGAGUUUAUGGAGUUGCCAGUUUGGAGUAAUAUGGGCCCCGUUACAAAACAAAUAAUGAAAUCAUAUGAUGAAUAUCUAGAAACAAGAGGUGUUUAUCACACAGAACCUCUUCUAUUGGAGCAGAUUUUAAACCUCACGGGGCUUGUCAAAAAUAUUCAUAGUUACGCAAAAACCACUCAUUUAUGGAAAGGGAUGAUUGGUCAAUUGGUAUUUCGAAAUCAACUUCAAAAAAUUGAUUCUAAUAAAUCUGGUUUAUGUGAAUAUUUACAAAUAAGUGAAAAACAAUUUGACAGUAUGUUAGAAACAAUGAGCGAUGAAGUAGUUAAUUAUAAGAGUUCUCUUACAACGUAUAGUUCCGAAACCACUGCUGAUUUCCGAUGGCCAAUUUCGAUGUUGAUUCUUUCUAACCUUAUGAUUAAAACACCAUUGGACUUUUGUUUAUACGAUGUUACACAUUUACGCUGA
Molecule: messenger RNA, 984 nt
Organism: Scutellospora calospora
Lineage: Eukaryota; Fungi; Glomeromycota; Glomeromycetes; Diversisporales; Gigasporaceae
Source: the annotation of a GenBank genome assembly